UUAGGAAACAUUGGCUGUGGUUGCUAGCUAGCUCAGAUAGUUCAGGCUAACGUUGGUUUGUUAUGCUAGCGUUAAACAAAGAGUCGUAGAGACUUGUAUAUCCAAUAUAGCGACAGUCAAUCGAUUAGUAGCACCAGUCAACGUUAUCUACAUUGCGCUAUCGCCCAUAUGACAUAGCUGUUAGUUUGUUUCAUGUUAUUUCGGAAGCUGUCGAGGAUGGCAAACUGUUGUAACGUUGUAGUGUUGACUUUAGCUAACUCGGCUAACGGUAAUUUCCAUCACAUGCAUAUUCAGCUUGAACUAGUAUGGAUGUUGAUGACUGCAAUGGCCGGUCUUACAUAUCAGCUAGUGGAGACUCUUCAAUGGAGAGAGAGUUUUCUGGGGCCCUUGGAGGUCCAACAGUGAGCACUCCCAACAGCAAGGAGACCUCUCCAAGUCGCUCCCUCAGUGCCAACUCCAUUAAAGUGGAGUUGUACAGUGAUGAAGACCCAGGUCGCAGUACUGAGGAUGAAAGAGGGGAGCGGGUAGAGGAAGGAGGUGCAGAACAGGGAAGCGAGGCUGUUGGUGGCUACAGGGAGCUCACUAAUCCUGAAACCAUGCCAACUGGAGCCACCAGACUGCCAAAUGGGAAGCUCAAGUGUGACAUCUGUGGAAUGAUCUGCAUUGGGCCUAAUGUUCUCAUGGUGCACAAACGCAGCCAUACAGGUGAGCGACCAUUCCAGUGUAAUCAGUGUGGUGCCUCCUUCACUCAAAAGGGUAACUUGCUCCGUCACAUCAAGCUGCACUCAGGGGAGAAACCCUUUAAAUGUCCCUUCUGCAGCUAUGCCUGUCGAAGACGAGAUGCGCUCACUGGCCACCUUCGCACUCAUGCAGUGUCCUCUCCAACUGUAGGAAAGCCCUAUAAGUGCAGUUAUUGUGGCCGUAGUUACAAGCAGCAGAGCACCUUGGAGGAGCACCGUGAGCGUUGCCACAGCUACUUGCAGAGCCUGGAGUCAAAGCAGCCAACCAGCGCUCAGAAUCCAGGAGAGGAGAUGAGAGAGCUAGAGUUUAUACCAGACUCUCUACUGCAACCCUCCUCAGACAAGAUGGCAUUUAUCGAUCGGCUCGCCAACAGCAUCACCAAACGCAAGAGAUCCACACCACAAAAAUUUGUAGGACAGAAGCACAUACGUCUCAACCUUGGAGAUGCACCUUAUGAGCUCAGUGCUGGUCUGGAUAAAGACGGGGAGAUGCACCCAGGGGAUCUUGAAGCCCCGCACUUUACUGGUCUGGGAGGAGAGUAUGCAGGUCUAGCAGGUAACGGAGGAGGAGGGGUAUCAGACACACUGAGGCCUCUACACCAUGCCACCACUCACCCUUCAUGUUUAUCAGAACUCGGGCCGAUCCACAGCUCGGCUCACACUCCUGUCGCUCUAGGCCCGCGGCUGGAUUGUACAGGGACGGGAGCUGGGCUGGGAUCUGCAGGUGUAGGGGGAAGAGAGGCAGCAGAAGGUCAUGAAGACCUUCCUGUGGGUCGAAGUCAUGCGUCCUCGCCGAGCAACGGUUGCCAGGACUCUACGGACACAGAGAGCAUGCCAGAUGAGCCGUGCAACAGUACUGCUCUGACUCCGACCCUGCACAGUAACAACGGCCAUCAUCUCCUCCACUCUCACAACCAUAACCCAGCGCCUCCUCUGAUUGUACACCACAGGAGUAGGGACAGACACGGCCCCAGCCACGCCAAAGACAGGGAGGUGGAAAGAGAGGACGGAGGUCACUCAGCACCCCCGCCUCCUGCCCUCGCUCCAACUCCCAGCUCACCUACAGCACCCUCCUCCACCUGCAGGGAAGCUUUCCGGGUCGUAGACGGGGAGGGUCGAGCCGUGCGCUCUUUUCGAUGCGAGCACUGUCGUGUGCUUUUCCUGGACCACGUCAUGUUUACUAUCCACAUGGGCUGCCACGGUUUUCGCCAGCCUUUUGAGUGUAACAUCUGUGGCCACCGGAGCCAGGACCGCUAUGAAUUUUCUUCACACAUCGUCCGCGGAGAGCACAUCCUCGACUGAGGAUAAAGGGUGGACAACCUGCUUCACCUAGAGCUAUUUUUACACUGAGACAAGGACCUGGCUGGGUUUGGUCUGCACAGGAGCUGAAAGGGGCAGUGAUGGCGUGGAAGUAUCCCAAACAGGCACUGAUAGCGUUAGUAUGUACUAUGAAUGGAAAGCUCACAUAUGUGUUUCAGACAAAAUUUUAAUGCACUUUGAACAAUGAAUCAAUUUAAAAUGCACUUUUAAUCAAAUGUAUUCCAACGUAUAGAUGAAGAGCCAAUGCACUUUUUCAUCCGCAGAUGUGCCUUGCUCCAAAAUUCAGGAUUCAAUCCUGAAGCACAAAUUGUGGUAGACAAAUCUGACUUCAGUCCAUAACCUGAAAAGGUUCCCCUCUUGUGCUCUUUAACAGAUAUAACAUUAAAAAGUCAAAUGUGAAGUUGAUGGAAUCUGUUUAGAUUUUAAUGCCUUGUUCUAAAAGCACUUUUUCAAUGAAUUGAUUCCCUGAAGAACCGUACGUUCAAGUUUUUUUUCCAAGUAGGCGCUGAUUAUUCACAGUGUGGUUUUUAUAAUGCGAUGUGAAGUGCAGACCAAACUCAAGAACCAGGUCUUAGUCAAAUAGAUGUGUUUGAGGGGUUGUCCGUGAAUUAGAGACGCACUUUUUGUUUGUAAGUGAGGGGGGGGGUCUGAUGCGAGUGUAUGUGUGUGUGUGUGAGAGAGAACGUGAGAGACCCUGUGUUUUUUGGAAGUAAAGUGAAAAAUGAAGGCCUUUAUUUGUGUGAAUGCCGUGUGGCGCUGAGUAUGAUCUGUUUGUUUUUUCUUUUCUAUGACUGCUUUUGUUGCACUGAUACCUGCCAGAAUACUAUGAUUAUAUUAAACUAUUUUAUAGAAUACAUUAAUGACCUGCACAUUUCUCUCAAUGUGAGAAAACAUCACGUUUCUCUCACUAGUAACGGAGUAUCACUGCCACAAUUUUAGAGAUUAGUGAAGAGUUUAGGAUCUCUGAGAUUCCUCUUCAUAACUACAUCAAACUGCAAACAAACAUUCUUUUAAUUUAAGCUAUACUUUAAAAUGAUUUUGGUGUUAUUAUCUCGUUGUAUUGUGCCUUUCUUCACCCUGAUCAAACCUUGUUGACCAGACUUAAGGACAUCAACUACCAGAUGUCGUGUCUUCAAACAGCAGAUCUUUGUGAGUGAUUUUAAUCAUCUUGGAGAUCAAUAAUUUAAGUAUUCAAGUUGUAUCCAAGACACUGGCUUAAAGGUUUGCACAAUAGUUAUUUCAUCCUGCUCAACAAAAAUGUAGGGUUGAUUUUCAUUGAAUUGUUGGCAAAGAACCAAUUCUGCUAAUGUAUCAAAGACUAAAUAUGCGUUGCAUUUGACACAUGCUGCUAUGACAUGAAUGAGUGCAGUGUUGAGUGGCAGUAAUCUACCGUCCUCACGGGUUAAAUCCAAAAAAUAUGUUUUAUCAGAGGUUUUCCUGGAAAACACAUUUAGAAAGUCUCCAGUCAUGGGGCGUGUUGUUUUUCCAAAAUCAGUUGUUAUUUACAAUAAACUGUCCUGUCUUGGUAAUACAGUGCAGAAGCAUCUGAAAUGUAUGUCAAGAGAAAUGUGUGAGUUGAAAGAACACAGUCAGCGCUUGGUUACCAUGUUAAAACAAUAAAUCGUAGUUUCAGUCACUGCAGGCUACAGUUAGAUUUUGCACUCAUUAAGCACAAUAGGGAGAAUUUUGUGAACCAUCAGAUUUACUAUACGCUUGAUAGCACUGCUGAAAAAUACUCUUCAAUGGAUUGAUGACAACCAAUUAGUUGUUAUCAUAUUUUACAUGUAUAAAGAAUGAUGGAUGUUCUAAACCUAAAUCUGUUUUUCAUGUUUGUACUGUCCAGGAAGCUAACCUGUUUAAUCUAGACAACAGAAUUGGGCACAAAAAUAAACAGAAUUUGUGUUGAUAA
This is a messenger RNA of Thunnus maccoyii (southern bluefin tuna), 3969 nucleotides long. RefSeq names its product zinc finger protein Eos-like. NCBI's taxonomy places the organism in Eukaryota, Metazoa, Chordata, Actinopteri, Scombriformes, Scombridae. The coding region runs from base 306 to 2042 and encodes 578 amino acids. Gene Ontology annotation, biological process: regulation of transcription by RNA polymerase II. Gene Ontology annotation, molecular function: RNA polymerase II cis-regulatory region sequence-specific DNA binding; DNA-binding transcription factor activity. The record is from RefSeq and is a predicted model, not a curated record. The transcript is spliced from 8 exons.